AUGACGGCCCGACGGCAUCCAGACACCAUUUCAAUCCUAUCGCGCCCUCGCCCGGUCGUGAGUGGCCGGCGCCAUGUCCCCGUUCUCAUUAAUGCCUGCGGCGUGCCAUUUUUGCGCAUAAAAAAACCCCAACCGCUGAACCUCAGCCGUGUCUUACACAGGAAAAUCGCGCAGCGGUGGCGAUUGGUUGGACAUCGAGAAAGAUUGAUGCACGAAUUAUAUUUCGCCGAGGAUGAGGACGAGUGGGAUUCUUUGACCAUUGGCUUUGAGUCAGAAACUUGGUACAACGCCGUCAGGGACUCUUACGAUGACACCGUAAAUAAGAUUCGAACGAUCGAUGACAAGAACAUAGCUCGCUCAGAAGCUAUGUGGGAAGUUGUCCUUGCCGAGCGGGAACUGGCUAUAAAGGAGAAAUUAGCCGCAGAGGAAAACCAAGUUGCGAAAAAGGGUCAGUUGUCAACCGCGACAUGA
Molecule: messenger RNA, 471 nt
Organism: Aspergillus calidoustus
Lineage: Eukaryota; Fungi; Ascomycota; Eurotiomycetes; Eurotiales; Aspergillaceae
Source: the annotation of a GenBank genome assembly